This is a messenger RNA of Letharia columbiana, 864 nucleotides long. RefSeq lists its product as uncharacterized. The record is from RefSeq and is a predicted model, not a curated record. The transcript has a single exon. NCBI's taxonomy places the organism in Eukaryota, Fungi, Ascomycota, Lecanoromycetes, Lecanorales, Parmeliaceae. Bases 1 to 864 code for a protein of 287 amino acids.
AUGCCAUCGCAAUGCUUUCCCAAUAUUGCUAGUAGUGCUUCAUUCAGUGCUUCCAGUACCACUCUCAGUACUACUCCCAGUAGUGCUCUGUCCAGUGCUCCCAGUAGUGCUCUAUCCAGUGGUCCCAGUAGUAGUGCUCUGUCCAGUGGUCCCAGUAGUGGUCCCAGUAGUGCUCUGUCCAGUGGUCCCAGUAGUAGUGCUCUAUCCAGUGCUCCCAGCAGUGCGCUGUCCAGUGCUUCCAGUAGUAGUGCUCUGUCCAGUGGUCCCAGUAGUGGUCCCAGUAGUGGUCCCAGUAGUGCUCUGUCCAGUACUCUCAGUAGUAGUGCUCUGUCCAGUGCUCUGUCCAGUGGUCCCAGUAGUGCUCCCAGUAGUGCUCUGUCCAGUGGUCCCAGUAGUAGUGCUCUGUCCAGUGGUCUCAGUAGUGGUCUCAGUAGUGCUCUGUCCAGUGGUCCCAAUAGUGCUCUGUCCAGUGGUCCCAGUAGUAGUGCUCUGUCCAGUGCUUCCAGUACUACUCUCAGUACUGCUCCCAGCAGUGCUCUGUCCAGUGGUCUCAGUAGUGCUCCCCGUAGUGCUCCCAGUAGUGCUCUGUCCAGUGCUCCCAGUAGUGCUCCCCGUAGUGCUCCCAGUAGUGCUCUGUCCAGUGGUCCCAGUAGUGCUCUGUCUAGUACUCCCAGUAGUGCUCUGUCCAGUACUCUCAGUAGUGCAGUGCGCUAUCCAGUGCUCUCAGUACUACUUCCAGUACUAAGAGCAAUUGACAGAGCACUACGGAGAGUAGUACUAGAAGUACUGGAUAGCGCACUACUGGGAGCAAUUGGACAGAGCACUACUGGAAGUAGUACCGGGAGCACUGGACAUAGUAGGUAG